Messenger RNA from Gongylonema pulchrum, 681 nucleotides. NCBI's taxonomy places the organism in Eukaryota, Metazoa, Nematoda, Chromadorea, Rhabditida, Gongylonematidae. The record is from the annotation of a GenBank genome assembly.
UUGCAGUUCCAUAUUUGCCGUAAUUUAUUACCCAUUGCAGGACCGUUUUGGAUAUCCGUUAGCUUGAUAUUUUCCACAGCUAUUUGUGGUAAUCUUGCGAAAUAUAUCGAAACAUCCGGCGAUGUGACGAAUCAUCAAUAUGGAAGCGAUUUCAGACUAGCUUCAUUCGUUCUUUCAGUCACUGGAGCUUCUACGAUCAUUUUUUGCUACGUUGUGAUAGUUCCGUUCUUGCUUUAUUCGCUGCUCUGGUACCGUAAGUCGGAUCUGCAAUAUUCAUAUAUCGAUAUACUAUGUGCAUAUGGUUACAGCCUCUCUAUUUUCAUCCCAGUUUCGGUUCUCUGGGUUCUGCAGGCGCAGUGGUUUCGCUGGAUGCUUAUAAUUGUAUCGGUUGUUCUCAGUGGUUCGGUUCUUGCGAACAUGCCAUCACGACUUGAAGUGGAGGACAUGCAUCAGCAAAUUCGGAACAUCGAACAUUCCGAGCACCAACUGAAAGUCACUUCUCUGGCAAAGGUAAUUGCAACCCGGCUGCCAGGCGUUGCGGAGAAGUCGGAUGCAAAAGGGGAAAAGCAGCAGCAAGAACCGAACAGAAGUGAAGUUAAGGAGAACGAUGUUUCGAAGAAAGCCACUGAAGCAGCUGCUAAAGUAUCAGCAAGUCCAGCGAAUGCUUCAAACAAGGCCUAG